AUGGCACGUUCAGCUACCAAACAGGCCAUCAAGGCUUCUCACAUUGCAUCCCAGCAAUACAAGGGACCUCCGCCACCCUUUGAGCUACCCCCAGAGGAUUUGUCGUCGCACUUCUUGUGUACCCUCUCGAAAGAUCAUGUCUACAUCGUUCAUGUCGACACGACUCCUCGAGCCCUGAAACGGCAGGUAUUCCUCGUCCCUGUCUGUAUGAAUAUCUUCUUCUCUCUUGUUCUGGUCUGGAGGCUUUACUAUGCAGUUCCGAUGUACCUGGACCUGAUCCUUGGAACUUUGGGACACAACUCAACUACCGCUGUUGAUGUCCAAGCGGCCACCCGGUCAGAACUAUUCAGCAUCACAGUGUCAAGGACACUGACGCUCAUGGGGGACUACAUGCUAUUUGCCCUGCUCGGGUCCUGGCCAUGGCGAUUCGUCUUCGGUCUUGCGGCUACCAGAUACUCCAGCCCAUUGAAAUGGCGUAUGGCGUUAGGCUUCCGGGACAAAGAGGUCAUUGUUCGGCAGUCACGAGUAUGGGACAAAGGGCUGUUGCCGGAUUGGACUAUUGACGACGAAUUGACGCUGAAGCACAGAAUAAUGCCGGCGCUGGAAAGGAAGUAUCUGGGAAAGACUGGCUAUUUGUUGGAGGAUAAGGAUUGGACCCUCGAUUUCCGAGCCAUCACAGACGCACACGCAUUGGUUGAAGCCAAGAAGCUCGAGUUCACGGACUUCGAAAAGGCCGUCCUCGUAUUCUAUCCUCCCUCCGGUGGGCCCUUGGGCGGCUGGAUGAUUUGGCAUGUCGCCAGAGAGGACCGGCCCCAGACUGCAGAACAGAGAGACACGCUUGUACGGUUCAAGGAAAAGCUGACCGCCAUGGGCCACGAAGAUCUGUUCUAUCGAUGGGUAGAGCUGGUGCAAUACGAGAGCAAUUCACCUGGUGGUUUCACUCCCGGCCGUCAAGCUGCGGCCAUGAGGGAAGCAAAGAGGAUCUUUGAGGAGAAGGGAGUCAAUUUCGCGAAGUUCUGGCAAGAAGUGGGUGGUAUGGAAGGAAUGCCUGGGCUUACCAAUGGUACCUGA
Messenger RNA from Endocarpon pusillum Z07020, 1071 nucleotides. RefSeq lists its product as uncharacterized. The record is from RefSeq and is a predicted model, not a curated record. The transcript has a single exon. Bases 1 to 1071 code for a protein of 356 amino acids. Lineage: Eukaryota; Fungi; Ascomycota; Eurotiomycetes; Verrucariales; Verrucariaceae.